This is a messenger RNA of Passer montanus (Eurasian tree sparrow), 4367 nucleotides long. It is a transcript of the gene E2F1, whose product is annotated as E2F transcription factor 1. The coding region runs from base 459 to 1079 and encodes 206 amino acids. Gene Ontology annotation, molecular function: DNA-binding transcription factor activity, RNA polymerase II-specific; protein dimerization activity; RNA polymerase II cis-regulatory region sequence-specific DNA binding. The record is from RefSeq and is a predicted model, not a curated record. Gene Ontology annotation, biological process: G1/S transition of mitotic cell cycle; regulation of transcription by RNA polymerase II. The transcript has 6 exons. Gene Ontology annotation, cellular component: Rb-E2F complex. NCBI's taxonomy places the organism in Eukaryota, Metazoa, Chordata, Aves, Passeriformes, Passeridae.
UUUGUGUUCACCUACAAGGGGCUCCUGGCAGCACAGGCCCGGCUGCAGGGCAAGAAAAUCCCAUUCCAUUCCUUCCUUGCAGCCUGCAUUGGGGGCUGGCUGGUGUUUGGUGACAACAACCCCAUCAACAGCCAGGGGCAAAGUCUCCUGGAGAGAAGUCCCGCUAUGAAACCUCCCUGAACCUCACCACCAAGCGCUUCCUGGAGCUGCUGAGCCAGUCCCCAGAUGGUGUGGUGGACCUCAACUGGGCGGCCGAGGUGCUGAAGGUGCAGAAGAGGCGCAUCUACGACAUCACCAACGUCCUGGAGGGCAUACAGCUCAUCACCAAGAAGUCCAAGAACCACAUCCAGUGGCUGGGCAGCCAGGCCGCCGUGGGAGCGCCGGGCCGGCACCGGCUGCUGGAGAAGGAGCUGCGGGAGCUGCAGGCGGCCGAGCGGCAGCUGGAUGACCUCAUCCAGAUGUGCACGGUGCAGCUGCGCCUGCUCACCGAGGACCCCGCCAACCAGCACGCAGCCUAUGUCACCUGCCAGGACCUCCGCAGCAUUGUGGACCCCGCGGAGCAAAUGGUGAUGGUUAUCAAAGCCCCCCCGGAGACCCAGCUGCAGGUGUCAGACCCAGCAGAGGCGUUCCAGGUCUCCGUGCGAAGCACUCAGGGCCCCAUCGAUGUGUUCCUGUGCCCCGAGGACAGCUCGGGGGUCUGCAGUCCUGUCAAGAGCCCCUUCAAAGCCCCUGCUGAGGACUCUUCUCCCAGCCAGUCACAGCCCAGAGCCCCCCUGCUCCUGCAUCCUGCCCAGGAUGUGAACAUGCCAUUGCUGCCCGGAGAGCAAGAAGCGCUGCUGCCAGGGCUGAGCGCGCUGCCUGCCAAGAGCCCGGAGCAGGAGGUGAGCCUGUCCCCGCUGGCCUCCAUGGACAUGCUGCUGGAGCAGAGCAGGGAGGACUUGGCGGGCUUCUUGGCCGAUGAGUUCAUCAACCUGUCGCCGCCGCAGGCCCAGGACUAUCACUUUGGGCUGGAGGAGGGCGAGGGCAUCAGCGAGCUCUUCGACUGCAACUUUGGGGACUUCACCCCCUUGGACUUCUGAAGCUGCGCCCGCCCGGGUGCUGGGGGGAGCUGCCAGGGCAGGGGGCACGCUGGCAGGGCAGGGCAGGGCAGGGCUGCCCCUCUGGCUCCAGUGCCCGCUGUUGCUCCCCCAUCCCUUUUUGCAAUAUUUUCUCGUUAUCCCUCCAGCCCGCUGGCAUCCCCAGCUCCAGCCCCACAAGAGGAUGCCAGGGUGGGGUUCCCAUCUCGGGGGACCCCCCUGUAGGGCCCUGAUCAGGGGCGACUGCCCAGGGCAGAGCCACUGCCCCCCAGGAGCCCGUUCCAGAGCUUUAAGCAGUCCUGUGUAUAGAUUAAUGAUUUGAUUAAUUUAUUAUUGUCCCCUGGGGACAGCGUUUCAUUUCCAUGGGGGUUUGGGGGGGCUGUACAGCAGAGUGGGGGUGCUGAGAGUUUUUGUUGUGCUGGGAAGGGGUGGUGGAGAUGUGGGGGGCGCUGGGUUAGGGCUGUCCCCCUGCCUGGGGGCUGCCAACAGCCUGGCUGAGCGUGGGUUAUUUAUUUAUUAUUUAUGGCGUGUGGAGCUCUCCCAGGACAUGGAGGGGGCAGGAGGACAGUGCUGGUGGGACACGGAGGGUGCCACCAGGGUCUCACCAGCACGUGCUGGCUUUGCUUGUGUCCAGAACAGGGCUGGCAGGGCCAGGGCUGUGGCAGGUGGCUGUGGGGACGGGGCUGGCUGGGGCUGGUGGCCCUGGCACCGUGUGCAUGUCCCCUCAGGGGACACAGAGGUGUCCAGGGGAAGUGUCUCUGCAGGUGAGCACCCAACGCUGUCUCCAGGCUUUCCUCCCCUCCCUCUGCAGCCCUUCAGCCUUUUGGCUCUGGCUCCCCAUCCCAGGCCGCUGGGGCUGGGAGAGGAGGGGAGGGGGGUCCUGGGGUCCCCCUGGGCCGAGCUGGAGACGCACUUUCACUUUUACUGCCAUUUACAAGCUUGUGUUUCUCUGAGCUUUGUGUUUAAUAAAGGUUUCUACUGACUCUGCCCUUCGGCUGUGCUCAGGUGCUGGGGCUGUGAGGGGUGGUGGGGACCUCUGCUGAGAAAUCAGGAGGUUUGGGGUUCUUUUGUGCUCUGUUUUCCACUCUGAACUUGAAAUCCACGACCAGGUAUGUCCGUACCUGGGGCUGCCAGAGGUGCUUUGGUCCUUGGUCCCACACAGGGUGGGAUCUGGGCCUGAUCCUUCCCUCCCUGCUCCUCCAAAGAGGCUGUGCUGCAGGAGGAUGGGAUGAUGGGUCUGGAUGGGGUUUGCUUUCCUUUCAGCAGCCCCUGUCCUCACUUGGCCCCUCUCCUGCCUGGUUCCCUCCCUGCCUUCCCCCUGGUUUGGGGCAGCAUUUUCCUGGCUGUGGCUGCAGCGUGGGGCCAGUGUGGAGCCACUCCAUCCCGUGAGUUCCCAGCUUUCCCCACUCACCCAGCUCUUGGUGCUGCCUCAAGGCACCUGCUGGCACCAGUUCCCAGCCCAAAGUUUGAGGUCCCUGUGUCCUUGCUGGCUGGGGACUGGGACAGUCCUUGCUGUCUGCCAGCAGCAGCCCUGACCCUGUGUGCCCUGAUUCUGCAGCACACCAGGACUGAGGGACAGUGGGCACCCCCAGGGGCUCCCUGGCAGCCAGGAUGGGGCUCAGCAGGGCUGUGUCCCCUGCCCUAGUGGCAGCCAGGGCUGUGCUGCUUCCUGCCCGUGUUUGUGCACUUUCUCCCCUCCUCCUGCCCAGCCUGCUGCCUGGUUUUCCUUUAAACAGCCUGAUAAAUAUUUCACCCUGACCACGUUGUGCAAGCUCACCCCGCUCCAGCAGCGCAGGCAAUGGGAUCCCAGGCUCAGGACAGGCUGCUGGGUGCCACAGAGAGCCCAUCUCCACUGCCUGGCCUCCUGCCUGCAUCCUUGUGCCUCUCUUCCCACACCUGGGGCAGUCCCUGGCUGGCUGUGCUGCCCCUGGAUUGUUCUCACAGCUGGCAAUGUGCGGGUGCAGGUGUGGGUGCCAAGCCCCACGGCUCAGCUCUGCUCACCAUUCCCUUUCCCAGCUCUGCCAGUGUCCAAAGCGUGGCAGCAGGGCCAGCCAGGGCCGUGCCAUCUCCAAAGCAGUGCCCAGCAGGGCAGUGUCACACACAGCCUGUCACCGCAUUUCUCUUCACAGAGAACAGCAAGGCACAACUUGCCAAGAAUAUUUCUGGAAUUUACAUUCUCUGAACCUCAAAGAAAGAAAAAAACCCAAUUCUGAUCUCAUUUACUGCUCCUGUGUUGUUCACAAGUAAAAUGUGUUGUGAAAAAAUCACCUAAAGAGAAUUGGUAAUUAAAUUGUAGUGUAUUUUAAUUCAUUAACCAAAUAAAUCCAUGUGUGUGUGUGAAAACUGUCAGCUGACAGCCACAAAAUUCUAAACAGUUAAGGACAAUUAAGUGCUUGUACAAAUUCAGUUAAAAUAUAGUGUAAUAUAGUAUAGAAUAAUAUAGUAUAAUAAAGAAAUUAAUUAGCCUUCUGAUAAGAUGGAGUCCUCCUCAUCAUUUCUCCCUGCCACGGGGGUCGUGCUGAAUACCACAGGUGACCCCUGUGCCUGGGUGGGAGGAGCUGGUUUGUCACACUGCCACCCUUCAAACAGGGCUUCUUCACACCGUGACACUGGGCCUGUUCCUGCUGCCCUGACCCAUGGCACUCCUGCCACAGAGCCAGGGCAGCAGGACAGGGACAGGUGGGAGGGACAGCCCUGCCUGCUGUGUCCUCCACUGCUCUUUGUCCCCUCGGGCGGCAGGUGCUGGGGCUUUUAUGAGUUUCUGCAGGGUGCCCAGCCCAGCCAUGUGCCAGUGUUGUGGUGCACUAGUUUAUUUAGCUGUUCUGUCGCACUGGGUGGUUGGGAAUUUGCACAGAGUAAUUUUUAUAUUGCACUGUAUAGCUUAUGCUAUAUCACAUGGCUUGUUAUCCCUUUCCCCCAUCUCAGGGUCUUUCCCUCACCCACCCCAGUACCCCCUGGUGGUCCCUCCCCUGGGUUACCCCUCCUGUCUCCACUCCUCACUGGUGUCCCACUGGCUGUAGGCAUCUCCCCCUGUCCCCAUUCCCGGGGUACAAAAGCUCCCUGCCACCAGGGAAUGCUCUCUUCCUCCCAUGGGUGUGUGUGCAGUGACCCCAAUAACAAAGCACUCACUGUCCAGUCUUGUGUGAUCUUUUGUCAAGUCCUACGAAUCUCCUGGCAGGUCCACUCCAAUGACUGUCCCCUGGACAGACCUGAAAAAGAAAGCUUUGGGGGUCACAGGCUGCCAGCUCCUCGCCAGCCAUCCCUCCUCCCCUCCUGUGCCGAGUUCCGUGG